UAUGUACAGCAUUUUAUAGUUAAUAUACAGAACCUCAUAUGGAGGAAUUUCCAUUCUCCAGAAAAGUUCUCACAGCUAAAGCCACUCCACCCUAUAAUUAGUGCACAGCAUAUAUCUUCGAAGUCUUAACCAACUUCAUUUAUAGAAUCGGUUGUUCGGUUUUCGUGAAAGACUUUUCCUUAUGAAAAAGGUCAAAAGCCGUUUGGUUCAGUUGUUGUUGGAAAUCGGCCCUUAAAUAAAAUUAUUGUGAUUCCUUGAAGGGCCGGUGACCUGCUACAGACUUCCCCUAAUGGAGUUUUGAUAUAUAAUCACGAUAGUUUUCCAAGAACUACAAGUUUCAAUAUUCUAAGCCGCAAAAAGUAACUUUAGUUUGAUUUCAACAGUGGACAGUGGCUAACCGAAACUGGAAAAAGUACGACGCAUUAUGUUCGAACUUUCCAAAAUAUUCUCCUUGAGACGGUACGGUAGAAGAACUUCCCAUUCCAGACCUCAAGGGAGUAGUAAAAUGGAUCGCUAUGAAAAGCUCAGCCGUUUGGGUGAAGGCUCAUAUGGAGUUGUCUACAAGUGCCGUGACCGAGAUACUGGUGCCUUGGUAGCUGUCAAACGUUUUGUCGAAUCCGAAGAUGACCCAGCUAUUCGCAAAAUCGCCCUUCGUGAAAUUCGUCUGCUAAAAAAUUUAAAGCAUCCCAACCUAGUGUCACUAUUGGAAGUGUUCCGGCGAAAGCGCCGUCUACAUCUGGUUUUUGAAUUUUGCGAACUCACUGUACUGCACGAGUUGGAACGUCAUCCCCAGGGAUGUCCGGAGAAUCUCACCAAACAAAUCGUAUACCAAACCCUACAUGGUGUAGCAUAUUGUCACAAGCAAGGAUGCCUGCAUCGUGACAUCAAGCCAGAAAACAUCCUCCUCACAGCACAGGGUCAAGUUAAAUUGUGUGACUUUGGAUUUGCAAGGAUGCUGAGCCCCGGCGAAAACUAUACGGACUAUGUUGCAACGCGAUGGUAUCGAGCGCCAGAGUUGUUAGUAGGUGAUACACAAUAUGGGACACCAGUGGAUGUUUGGGCGAUUGGAUGUCUCUUUGCAGAGCUUGUGCGUGGCGAAGCAUUAUGGCCAGGACGCAGCGAUGUCGAUCAGUUGUACCUAAUUAGGAAAACAUUGGGUGAUUUACUACCAAGGCACAUACAAAUAUUCGGGCAGAAUGAAUACUUUAAAGGUAUAACCCUUCCUGUUCCACCAACUUUGGAGCCACUGGAGGACAAAAUGCCAAGCAAGGCGCUGCACAAUCCACUGACCAUAGAUUUUUUAAGGAAAUGUAUCGACAAGGAUCCAGCUAAACGGUGGUCGUGUGAAAAACUAAUAAAACACUCCUACUUUGAUGAUUAUAUUGCAAAGCAACGUGAAAUGGAAGCAUCAAGUUCUCUACAAGACUCAAGACAUCGAGAUAAAUCAAAGACUUCAAAUACAUCACUUCCUAUGCUGCCUAGCACACAGGAUUAUGUGAAAUUACAGCCAAUUAAAAACAAUCUUCAUCGAACAGAACACCAUUUGCCGACAAUAUAGAAAAGGCUUCGACGUCGUCGGUAAAAUAUUAAUUUUAAGACAAAAAAAAAUAACUUUUUUACGUGUCGUGCUUGUGAAGUAUAUUAUGGUUUAAGAUAUUGUGUAUCUUCUUUAAAUAAAAUUAUGAUUUUACAUUGUAAGGUAAUAACUCAAA
Messenger RNA from Eupeodes corollae, 1712 nucleotides. Its product is annotated as cyclin-dependent kinase-like 1. The coding region runs from base 425 to 1558 and encodes 377 amino acids. Gene Ontology annotation, biological process: protein phosphorylation. Lineage: Eukaryota; Metazoa; Arthropoda; Insecta; Diptera; Syrphidae. The record is from RefSeq and is a predicted model, not a curated record. The transcript is spliced from 7 exons. Gene Ontology annotation, cellular component: nucleus. Gene Ontology annotation, molecular function: cyclin-dependent protein serine/threonine kinase activity; ATP binding.